Molecule: messenger RNA, 2246 nt
Organism: Pyrus x bretschneideri (Chinese white pear)
Lineage: Eukaryota; Viridiplantae; Streptophyta; Magnoliopsida; Rosales; Rosaceae
Product: probable inactive receptor kinase At5g58300
Exons: 3
Coding region: 239-2146 (635 amino acids)
Biological process (GO): protein phosphorylation
Molecular function (GO): protein binding; ATP binding; protein kinase activity
Source: RefSeq, a predicted model, not a curated record
GUCCCUAAUGGAAUCUGUCACAAGUUAUGUGAACUUUGCAUGCUGAGUGGGUUGUCUUUUGUCACCUUUUUGUUUGGGUUGUGUUUGAUCCAAAGUUUGAAAUCGCUAAGGCAUAAAGGGAGGCGUUUUGUCAAGCACAGCACUUUUCAAACACAGUUAUGAUCGAUCCUCUUGAAUUUCCCCAAGUCAUUCAGUGGUUCUUCGCCACUCUUUGCCUUCCUAAACCCGAAAUAUAACCAUGAAGCUUCAGGUCUUCGUUCGCGCGCUUAUCUUCCUUUCCCUUGUUACGCCUUUCCCUUCCUCGGUUUUGUCUGACCUGAACUCAGAUGGACAAGCCCUCCUCAACUUUGCUGGCACAGUUGUCCACACCCGAAAACUCAACUGGAAUGCUUCCAUACCAGUUUGCACCUCUUGGGUUGGAAUCACUUGCAAUUUAAACAAAACUGGAGUGACUGCUAUCCAUCUUCCGGGAAUUGGACUUUUCGGUUCCAUCCCUUCCAACAGUAUAGGAAAGCUUCGUGCUCUUCGAGUACUCAGCCUCCACUCAAAUUUCCUCUAUGGAAGUCUUCCUUCUGAUAUCCCAUCCAUUCCUUCCUUGGAGUAUCUUUACCUCCAUCACAAUAACUUCUCAGGGAUGCUUCCUGCCUCUCUGCCCGCCAACCUCAUUGUAUUAGACUUCUCCUUCAACUCCUUUUCCGGUAACAUUCCACCAAAAAUCCAGAAUCUUACACGCCUCACUACGUUGCGCCUCCAAAACAAUCUCAUCUCUGGAGCCAUCCCGAAUCUGAACCUCCCCGCGCUUAAGCUUUUGAAUUUGAGCUUCAACAACUUGAAUGGCUCAGUUCCAUAUUCCCUCGAUAAAUAUUCCAACUCUUCAUUUGUUGGGAAUCCUCAGUUAUGUGGGGCACCUCUCAACGACUGUUCUAAAAACACCUCCAUGGACCCUUCUGCAUCCCCUGCUUUCUUGCUACCCUCGCCAAACAUCCCUAAAAAUCACCAUGCUACACCCAUAAAAAAACUUAGCCCGGGCAUCAUUGUUGCGGUGGCAACUGGGGGCUCUGCAGUGUUGGUUCUCCUAGUCCUGGUGGUUGUCAUAUGCUGUUUGAAAAGGACUAACAAAGUAGGUGGCGGGAUGCUGAAGGGGAAGGCCUCAGGAGAUGGAAAGGGUGAGAUGCCUAAAGAUUUCGGGAGUGGAGUGCAAGAGGCAGAGAAGAACAAACUAUUCUUCUUUGAAGGGUGCCAUUACAAUUUUGAUCUCGAGGAUUUGCUGAGGGCGUCAGCUGAAGUUCUUGGUAAAGGAAGUUUCGGGACGACUUACAGAGCUGUAUUGGAUGAGGAAACAACGGUUGUGGUGAAGCGGUUGAGGGAAGUUGUGGUGGGGAAGAGGGAGUUUGAGCAGCAUAUGGAGGUGGUGGAGAGGGUAGGGAAGCACCCGAAUGUCCUGCCUCCUCGCGCUUAUUAUUUCUCCACGGAAGAGAAGCUUUUGGUGUACAACUACAUGCCAGCAGGAAGCUUGUUUGCACGCUUGCAUGGAAGCAGCGAUGUUGGGAGAUCUCCACUAGACUGGGAUUCAAGAGUAAAAAUUUCGCUCGGAAUUGCCAAGGGACUUGCUCAUAUUCAUUCCGUGGGUGCUAAAUGCAGCCAUGGCAACAUAAAGUCCACAAACAUUCUCCUCACCCAAGAACUCGAGGCUUGCAUCUCGGACGUAGGGUUGAGUCCUCUAAUGAGCUUCCCUCCAGCCAUGUCCCGAGCCAUUGGAUAUCGCGCUCCAGAGGCAGUUGACAUGCGGAAAACCACUCACAAAUCAGAUGUUUACAGCUUUGGUGUGCUCCUCCUAGAAAUGCUGACAGGCAAAGCCACGCUUGAAUAUCUGGGGCAUGAUUGCGUAGUUGAUCUCCCGCGUUGGGUUAAGUCUGUUGUGCGCGAGGAGUGGACAGCUGAGGUUUUUGAUUUGGAACUUCUAAAACACCACCACAUUGAAGAAGAGAUGGUGCAGGUGCUGCAGAUUGCUCUGGCAUGCGUAACAAAAUUGCCCGAAACACGCCCCAACAUGGAUGAAGUAGUUAGAAUGAUAGAGGAACUCCGGCAAUCCGACACGAAAACUAGGCCGUCCUCUGAGUCUGAAUUUGAUGUGCAAACCCCAUGAAAAAACUUUAGUUCUUUUUUCUAUUUAAGCAGUGUCAUCUUGUUUUUGGAAUGCAAUUGGAAAUUUGGAAAUAAUGUUCAAUGUUAUCGUGUUUUCAGCA